AGAAAAAAGAAAAGGGAGAAGAGAAGAAGAAAAAUUAAAGAAUGCAUCUUCUGUAAAUUCGUCGAUGCUCCAAAUUCCGAACUGCUUCUUUCUCUCAGAUCUCCUAAACCCUCCACUGGGGCUUUGACUUGACACAAUUUCUCGCCCCCUUUUUUCCCUAGGGUUUCAUUUUCAGUUUCAGACUAAGCGAAAUCUUGGGGGUGUUUAAUUCAUGAAAACUUGGAGUUUUCUGUUUCUUUAUUUUCUUGUUUUCACGUUAUUAUCGUGUUUGAUUUUCGAUUAUGGAGUUUCUCAAGCGGAGGAGGAGAAAAAGAAUAAAUUUCGAGAGCGUGAGGCCACUGACGAUGCCCUAGGUUACCCCAAUUUUGAUGAAGAUGAAUUGUUGAAUACACAAUGCCCUCGGCAUUUGGAACUGAGAUGGCAAGCUGAAGUGAGUUCUAGCAUAUAUGCGUCGCCUUUGAUUGCGGAUAUUAACAGUGAUGGAAAGCUUGAAGUAGUGGUUCCAUCCUUUGUGCAUUACUUGGAAGUCCUAGAAGGAACCGAUGGAGAUAAAUUGCCAGGGUGGCCGGCUUUUCAUCAGUCAACUGUUCACUCUAGUCCUCUUCUGUAUGACAUUGACAAGGAUGGAGUUAGAGAAAUUGCUUUAGCCACUUAUAAUGGCGAAGUGCUCUUUUUCAGGGUUUCGGGAUAUAUGAUGUCUGAUAAACUGGAGAUUCCGAGGUUGAGAGUUAAAAAAGAUUGGCAUGUCGGUUUGCAUCCAGAUCCUGUUGACAGGUCCCACCCAGAUGUUCAUGAUGACCAACUCAUCGAGGAGGCUCUUAUGAAUUCAUUAGCUCACAAUGCGAGUACGUUGGCAGCGAAUAUUACACACCCCACAGCAGGUCACCACGACUCACCAAAUCCCAAUCCAGAAAAACUUCACGACGACACAUCAAAAAGCACAACUCCCGAUAAUAUUCCACACAAUCAGCUGAAUGCAUCUCAAGCGCAAACCGGGGUGGAAAAUGUUACUAAACCAGGUGCAGACAUCAAAUUGUCACUAAGCACAAACGAUACUGUAACUAACGUUGGCAAUGGAGAAAGUGGAAACACUGUAAGAAGAAGGCUUCUUGAAGAUAAAGAUUCGAAAGAAAACGAGGAUGUUCCUGCUGCAACAGUGGAAAAUAAUGGAGGUCUCGAAGCGGAUGCUGACUCAUCCUUUGAGUUGUUCAGGGAUACCGAUGAGCUGGCGGAUGAGUACAAUUACGAUUACGAUGAGUAUGUUGAUGAAACCAUGUGGGGAGACGAGGAAUGGACUGAAGCACAGCAUGAGAAAUUGGAAGAUUACGUUCACAUUGAUGCACACGUCUUGUGCACUCCUGUAAUAGCAGACAUAGAUAAUGAUGGUGUCAAUGAGAUGGUUGUUGCUGUUUCUUACUUCUUUGACCGCGAGUAUUAUGACAAUCCAGAGCAUUUGAAGGAACUUGGUGGCAUUGAUAUUGGAAAGUAUGUAGCUGGUGGUAUUGUUGUUUUCAACCUCGACACGAAGCAAGUUAAAUGGACUGCUCAACUGGAUAUGAGUACCGACACUGGAAAUUUCCGUGCCUACAUAUAUUCUUCUCCUACAGUUGUUGAUUUGGAUGGUGAUGGCAAUUUGGACAUUCUUGUCGGCACUUCUUUUGGCUUGUUUUAUGUCUUGGACCACAAAGGCAAAACUAGAGAGAAGUUUCCUCUUGAAAUGGCUGAAAUUCAAGGAGCAGUAAUUGCAGCUGAUAUAAACGACGAUGGGAAAAUCGAAUUAGUGACAGCCGAUGCACACGGAAAUGUUGCUGCUUGGACUGCACAGGGAGAAGAAAUUUGGGAAACACAUCUUAAGAGCCUUGUUCCUCAGGGUCCCACGAUUGGAGAUGUGGAUGGGGAUGGACACACAGAGGUGGUUGUUCCGACACUAUCCGGAAACAUAUAUGUUCUUAGUGGCAAAGAUGGAUCAAUUGUACGGCCGUACCCUUAUAGAACACAUGGCAGAGUAAUGAAUCAAGUUCUGUUAGUUGAUUUGAGCAAACGUGGUGAGAAGAAAAAGGGACUCACGAUUGUUAGCACAUCGUUUGAUGGGUAUUUGUACCUCAUAGACGGGCCCACAUCGUGUGCUGACGUGGUGGAUAUCGGAGAAACAUCAUAUAGCAUGGUUUUGGCUGACAAUAUAGAUGGUGGGGAUGAUCUUGAUCUUGUAGUCACCACGAUGAAUGGCAAUGUCUUUUGUUUCUCGACUCCUUCGCCACAUCAUCCUCUCAAGACUUGGAGAACAUCAAAUCAAGGGAGAAAUAACGCAGCAAACCGUUUUAAUCGGCAAGGAAUUUAUGUUACUCCAUCGUCACGUACUUUCCGAGAUGAAGAAGGAAAGAAUUUUUGGGUUGAAAUCGAGAUUGUAGAUAGAUACAGGUUCCCUUCUGGCUCACAAGCUCCUUAUAAUGUCACGAUAAGUUUGUUGGUACCUGGUAAUUACCAAGGAGAGAGAACAAUUAAGCAAAACCAAAUAUUCGAUCGAGCAGGGAAGCAUAGGGUGAAACUUCCAACUGUAGGAGUAAGAACUGGAGGGACUGUAAUGGUGGAGAUGGUCGACAAAAACGGAGUUUAUUUUUCGGAUGAUUUCUCACUUACUUUCCAUAUGUAUUACUACAAACUGUUGAAAUGGCUGCUUGUGCUUCCAAUGCUUGGAAUGUUCGGUAUUCUUGUUAUUCUUCGACCUCAAGAAGGGAUGCCGCUGCCUUCAUUUUCGAGGAACACUGACUUGUGAUUUUUAGAGCUGAUUUUAGUGAGAAAUGUUCGAUAUACGUGUUUUUGGGAUCGAUUAGAAAGAAUCUCGACUGUGAUUUUGCAGAGUCUACUCGAGAUUGGAGCUGAAAUUAUCUAUUCUUUUGGUGUCCCAAAGCACAAAUAUAUACUUGUUACAAGUUUGGGAUUUUGAAUUACGAAAUCGAAGGCAAUGCUUUGACUUAGGAAAUUUGUUUACCUUCUUUUUCGUUUGCUCAUGUGCAGUUCACUUCUGUAAGUCUUUUUUCGAAGAGCACUUUGUAAGUCAAUAUAUUGCAAAUGUUGAUGUAUGACAGCACGUUGAAUUCGAUUUUACUGGAUCAGUAUCCCGGGAUAUAUGUUAAUCUUCUUUUUCAUUUAACAU
Molecule: messenger RNA, 3154 nt
Organism: Erythranthe guttata (spotted monkey flower)
Lineage: Eukaryota; Viridiplantae; Streptophyta; Magnoliopsida; Lamiales; Phrymaceae
Gene: DEX1
Product: defective in exine formation protein (DEX1)
Molecular function (GO): protein binding
Source: RefSeq, a predicted model, not a curated record